Messenger RNA from Annulohypoxylon maeteangense, 1313 nucleotides. RefSeq names its product Ser-Thr-rich glycosyl-phosphatidyl-inositol-anchored membrane family-domain-containing protein. Lineage: Eukaryota; Fungi; Ascomycota; Sordariomycetes; Xylariales; Hypoxylaceae. The record is from RefSeq and is a predicted model, not a curated record. The transcript is spliced from 2 exons. Bases 1 to 792 code for a protein of 263 amino acids.
AUGCGUUCUACUACCGUUUUCGCCUCCGCCUUGGCCUUCGCCGCCUCGGCUUUCGCCCAGACUGCUGGCUACGCCGUCAUGACUUCGCCUGCUGAGGGCACCAAGGUCGCCUCUGGCAAGGCCUUCACCAUCAAGUGGGAUGCUGGCAAGUACACCGGCCAGGCUACCGUCUCUCUCCUCGGAGGCGCUACCCCUUCCACUCUUACUCCCGGCCCCGUCCUGACCACCGUCGACGUUACCGCUGGCACUUUCACCUGGGAUGUUGACUGCUCUCUCGGCACUGACAAGACCUACGGUAUCAAGAUCGCCUCCGUCGCCGAUGCCAGCAUCUUCCAGUACUCUUUCCCGUUCUCCAUUGAGGGACCCUCGUGCGGCACCGAGUCCACCAGCCGAAGCGCCUCUACCACCGCCGGUGGUUACCCUACUGCUGGCAGCAGCAGCUCUUCGGUCGUCUCCAGCUCCAAAUCCAGCACUGCUGGAUACCCCACCACUUCCGUCUCCAGCGCUCCCUCGUACCCUACCGCCACCUCCGUGAGCAGCGCGGUCACCAACAGCACCAGCAGCGCCGUUGUCCCUACGUACUCUGCCUCCACCAUUGUCACCCCCUCAGGCAACCUCUCCGUCUCCGCUAGCUACCCGGCCACCACCAUCGUGACCAGCGCUACUGGUGUCACCCCCAGCGCUACCGCCACCACCUCUGGCCCUGCGGUCGUCACCGGUGCCGCCGCUGCUAACGCAGCCGGCUCCUUCGCCCUCAUUGGCGGUGUCGCUUUCGCCGUCCUCGCCAUGUAAAGCAGUGGUUCGCGUUUUCUCUGGGACUAAUGGAAAAAUCGGGGGAUAGGAAUUAAUGAACUUAAUUGAACGGGCUCGUCUGACACGGACGACGGCUUAGGAUUCAAUUGUGCGCUAGGGAUCCUAGGUAAAAACCUUCAGAUGGAUGCGAUUUGGUAGUCGUAUAAUGCCCCGCACGUUUCUUGUCAAUUAUUUGAUAGGCGCCCUGUCGCAUCCUGAAUAUACCUUCUCAAAACUACUAUUACUUUUUCUCCUCCCUCCCUUGCUUGACUUGUUUGCGUGUGAUGUGUUUGUGUAUGGCAUGAUUUUAUCCCCCUUGAUAGCUAGGUCGCUUUGAUAGCUCUAGGUUAUAAGAGGCAUGUAUAUCGUACAUAUCGUUUCUUCGAGGCGAGUGAGGUGACAUUGAGAGAUGGUAAGAUAGAUAGAUGGAUAGGUGUAUGUAGUUGAAAUAUACUUCGAAAGGAGAGACAACGUCGAAUAAGUAACACAUCAGACGUCCCUAAGGUUCAACUCAAUGACUA